This is a messenger RNA of Melozone crissalis (California towhee), 2691 nucleotides long. RefSeq names its product zinc finger and BTB domain containing 40 (gene ZBTB40). Lineage: Eukaryota; Metazoa; Chordata; Aves; Passeriformes; Passerellidae. Gene Ontology annotation, molecular function: protein binding; RNA polymerase II cis-regulatory region sequence-specific DNA binding; DNA-binding transcription factor activity, RNA polymerase II-specific. Gene Ontology annotation, cellular component: nucleus. The record is from RefSeq and is a predicted model, not a curated record. Gene Ontology annotation, biological process: regulation of transcription by RNA polymerase II.
AUGCUGUCCUGGUGUGGAGGCCAAGGCAAGAGGAGGCCAGUAGGAGCUUCCCAGUUAUGGCUGGAGUUUCUGCCCUGGUUGUACACUCUCUGCAAGGAGCAGUCCUUCUGUGACUGCACCAUCUUCAUUGGGAAUGUGCAUUUUAGAAUGCACAAGGUGGUUUUGGCUCCUGCCAGCCUGCUGUUCAAAUCCGCGUUGGACAGCACAGACACCAUCUCCACUGAUGCUUCUGUGGUAACACCUUUGGAGUUUCCACUCUUACUUGAGAUUAUGUACAAUGGCAAACUCCCACUGAGGAAACACAAUUUCACCAAAGUAAUCUCGGUGGCAGAUAGUCUGCAGAUGUUUGAUGUGGCUGUUAGUUGCAAAAACCUCCUCAGGGAUCUCAUAACUUCUGCUCAGGACCACCAGGAAGCAGAUUCAUCUGGAAACCAAGCUGAAGCUAAUUACCUGCCCCAGUCUGGAAGACCUGAUGAAGAAAGAACAUUUAUCAUCCUCAUUCAGGGAGUUUCUCCUUUCCCUGUAGAAGCAGAAAUGGAAGCAGGUGUUUCUCCUCCUGGCUAGGAGCUUACCGUGAAUCACACAUGGGUUCAUCAGGACACAAUGCCAAGUGAGUGCAGGUCCCUCUGGGAGGAUGCAGGCUCUGGCCCUGACCAGCCUGCCCAAGCUGAGUGCAGUGGCUGUAUGGAACAGGAGCUUGCUGAGCUGCCAGAGGGGAAAGGGCGGUCGAGGGAUUUAGCAGCAGAGAGCAAAAGCUGUAAAAUGGAUUUCUUUGUUUGAUCUGAAAAUGUUUUCUCUGAGGCUCUUUCUGAUGCCGAGGCUGUGCUGAAAAGACUCCAAGAGUGCAGAGAAAUUGAUGCCUCUCAAAAGGAGGUAGCUCUGGCUGCUCUGGCCAAGGCAGAGGAUCAUUCAGUGUUCAGGAAGCUGCUGGGCAAAGUUAAGGAUGCUCACACCCAGGAUAACCCUGUGUCUUUUCUGAAGCUGUUUCAAGACACAAAUCCUGAGCUGAGGGUGGCUUUGCUGGAGAGGGAACAGGGCAGUGCAGAAGCCCCUCAGUAAGCAGAGAGCAUAGCUGAUGAAGAGACGCUGACCGCUCGCUUGCUGUGCUGCAGGGAGGAGCUGAUCCGGAGCGUGGCACAGCUGAGCCCCAUCAGAGAGUUUUGGAGCAGUAGAAGAGGAUUCCUGACUGCCUCAGAGAAGCAGGUAGCUUUGGAUUGCUGUGAAGGCAGCUCUCAGAGGGAAGCCAUGGACAAUCCGAUCAGGAAGGUGGAUGAAGAGAAAACCCUGAAAGUGAAACUUCUGGAGGCUGUGAAAGCAUCCUUCCCUGGACUCCAGCUUCUGCCAGACAACUUGGUGGCAAGAGCAAACAUCUCUGAUGGUGAUGGCAAAUGGGGCCCAGAGGAUUAUAGGGCCAAACCGUUGUGACAAUUCCAAGAGAACUUUGUGGAGCUCCUGACAGACACCCAGGUGCUGCUGCAGGACAUCUCUGCUGCAUGGAGCCUGGCUCCUGCAGAGAGAGAUAUGAACAGGCUCCUACACCUGUGCAAGCAGAUACAGAGAGGCAGUGGUUUCACCUGCCUUGUGUUGGCAGUGCUGGAGCGGCAGUCCUUGUCUGUCUCUGCUGUUUGGCAACUGCUGAUGACUGUGCAGGAAUCUGCAUCCCCAAAACUGUUCAUCAAGGAUAUCUAGAAACAACCCAGCUCAGAAUUUUUCUUCCUCACAAGUCUCUUGAUUGAGGGAAGAGGGCAGAAACCUGGGAGGUGGAAGGUGAACAGUGAAUCCCAAUUUGUAGUUCUGGACAAAGAUAAGUACAAGGCAGGAGGUGCCGGUGCCAAAGAAGCAAAGGAAUCCCAAGACAAAGCUUCUUCCAAGGAGAGUUUUGUCUGCAAAGCCUGUUGCAAAGCCUGUGAUAAGGUCUUUCACUUCUACUGCCACCUGAACGUGCACAUGAAAUGCUGUCAGGUCGUGAGAGAAAAGCAGAUCUAGCAUAAAGAGUGUGGCCAGGUCAAGUCGACAAAGAAUGAGCUGGAGAAGCAUCAGCUGGAGGUCUACAGGAUGGUGGGGAUGGCCAAGAAGAAAAAGAAGAAGAGGCUCCCCAUGGCAUGUGACAUUGGAAGAGAGUUUGCUCAUGCCUCAGCUCAGAAUCACUGCUCCUCCAAGUUCUCCUCCCUGCGGUGCAGCUGCUGUGACAAAACCUUCACCAGCACUGCUGCUCACCAAAAGCACAUCAAGGCAGAGCACACAGAUGUGAAGUUCCAUGAGUGUGAGUCAUGCAUGGAGCUGUUACCCAUGCUGGCUCUCCUGCAGGUUUCAGUGAAGUGCAGGCACUCAGCUUCCCAACCAUUGUGCUGCUUGUGCUGCUCCGUGGCCUUGCUCCCUGGGGCCCUGCAGAGCCACGUCACCAGCCAGCACUUGACACAAGAUAGCACCUUCGUGGGUGAACUCUUCCCCUCCCAGGGCAAGCUGGGGCACCUCAGCACUGAGCAUCCCAAGGUGACCUCCUCCCAAGCCACCACUGCCCAGAUUGUGACUCAGACAUCAGAGCAAGGAGCAGCAGAGCACAUAAACUCUUUCGAUGAUGCCAAACUUGUGACGUUGCCCAAAUCCCAAGUGAGACAAACUGGCUCUGAGGUGGUGACUGUGGAGAAUUUGUUUGAAACAGUCACUCUGAUGUGUGAAGAAAUCAAGUGA